UGUGAUGUGACAAUAUAAAUAAGGAAGUUUAAAUCCGUUUGUGAAAUACUUCAGUCGUAAGUAACUUUCAAUCUGCAAUUAAUCGUAAUGAAGUGUGGCGGUACCGCCGAGGCGAAGGAUGCCACACCCGAAGUGCAGAAAAUCUGCGAUGAGAUGAAGCCAUAUGCAGAGGAGAAAGCUGGAAAGAAGUUUGACAUUUUUGCUGCCAAAACAUUCACAACACAAGUUGUGGCUGGGACCAACUUCUUCAUUAAAGUCCAUGUUGGUGGAGAUGAAUUUGUGCACCUGCGGGUCCAUAGAACUCUACCCCACGCUGGUGGGAAACUGGAGCUUCAUGGCGUACAGACUCCCAAAGCUCACCAUGACCCCAUUGGUUUCUUCUGAUUACCUGUAACUCCCUGCAGGGGAUGCCACACAUCUACUCCAUGCCUGGAUCAUGUGUACCCUUGUUUAUGGUCACCUGUAUUGUAUACUUCUGUUGGUAAAUGUCUGUCUUUUGUGCUAAAAGCUGUCUACACCUUUGACUAAAUGGCUUUUGUUAGAACAUAAAUACAAAUUUGACAGCA
Messenger RNA from Salvelinus namaycush (lake trout), 566 nucleotides. RefSeq names its product cystatin-B-like. Gene Ontology annotation, cellular component: cytosol. Bases 88 to 384 code for a protein of 98 amino acids. Gene Ontology annotation, molecular function: cysteine-type endopeptidase inhibitor activity. The record is from RefSeq and is a predicted model, not a curated record. The transcript has 3 exons. Lineage: Eukaryota; Metazoa; Chordata; Actinopteri; Salmoniformes; Salmonidae.